UAUUAUUGACACCAUCUCUCUCUCAUGGCUAAAACAUAAUUUUUCCUUUUUUCAGCUCAUCUUUAUCAAUAAGAUUACACACAACACACUUUAUAAAAUUUCUUUCCUUGGAGCAAACAUGGAUCCAAUUACUAAAUUGUUAUACGCUUCUCUAAUCUCCAUCCUCUUUGUAGCCAUCAUAUUAAACUUUCUCUCAUCUCAUAAACGAUUAAAGAGAAACCUCCCUCCUAGUCCAUCGCCCACUUUUCCGAUUAUCGGACAUCUUCAUCUCCUAAGCGACCUUCCUCAUCGGUCCUUUCAUGAGCUCUCACAAAAACUAGGCCCCGUCUUCUCCCUUCAACUGGGAAACAGGCUAGCUGUGAUUGUAUCUUCCCCUUCCGCUGUUGAAGAAUGCUUCACCAAGAACGACAUCAUUCUAGCCAACCGGCCGAAUUUCAUUGCUGGAAAGUUCGUUGGCUACAAUUACACCUCCGUAAGUGUAGCACCUUACGGGGACCAUUGGCGAAACCUCCGUCGUCUAAUAACGGUCGAAAUUUUGUCCACCACCCGUCUCAACUCUUCCUUAUCCAUUCGACAAGACCAAGUCAAACAUCUACUUCGAGACCUUUAUCAAGUCUCUUCUUCCACUUUUGCAGCUGUCAAUAUGAGGUCAAGAUUAUCAGAGCUAUCAUUUAAUAUUAUAAUGAGCAUGAUUUCCGGAGUUAAAUGCUUCAACCAAGGAGAACUAUCGGAUUUUGAGGAGGCUAAUAAGGAAUCAGUAAACAUUGUAGAAGAGAUUUUCAAGUUAGCCGGUGUAUCACAUCUUGAAGAUUUUUUACCAAUUUUAAGGUUAUUUGAUUAUCAAAAUUACGAAAAGAAUUUUUCUGCCCUUCAAAAGAAGAUGGAUAUCUUUCUCCAACACCUUAUAGAUCAACGUAGGUUGUCUAAUGACGGUAACUCAAUGAUUGACCACUUGCUUGUUUUACAAGAAAAACAACCAGACUACUAUACUAAUGAUAUCAUCAAAGGGCUAUUACUAAUUAUGAUACUUGCUGGGACGGAUACGUCCUCGAUAACAUUGGAAUGGGCAUUGUCACUAUUAGUAAAUCACCCCGAAGUAUUAAAGAAGGCGGCAGCCGAAAUAGAUGACCAAAUUGGCCAAGACCGCCUAUUGGAUGAAUCCGAUCUUGCUAAACUCCCUUAUCUCCAUGGAGUGAUUUCCGAGACCCUUCGGAUGUUCCCAGCGGGACCACUCCUUCUCCCCCGCAUGUCGUCGGAGGAUUGUAAGAUUGCUGGAUUCGACGUUCCUUGUGGAACAGUGUUAUUAGUAAAUGCAUGGGCCAUUCAUAGGGAUCCUGAUGUUUGGGAAGAAGCAGAAAGGUUUAAGCCUGAGAGAUUUGAAGACGGAGAAGUUGAAAGUGGAUACAAGCUAAUACCAUUCGGGAUGGGUCGAAGGGCUUGUCCUGGAGUAGCCCUAGCUCAUCGAAUUAUGGGAUUGGCAUUGGGCUCGUUGAUCCAAUGCUUUCAUUGGAAGAGACUAAGUGAGAAUGAAUUGGUUGAUUUAAGUGAGGGGAAGGGUCUCUCCAUGCCUAAAGCUCAACCACUUGAAGUUAUGUGCAAAGCUCGUGAUAUCUUGCACAAGCAUCUAUAAUCAUUUGAAUUCAUUUUUAUCUUGUACUAGCAUCUAUAAUGGUUUAUCUUCAUUUUUAUGUAUACUAGCUCUUUCAUUUUCUUUUUGUUGAA
Molecule: messenger RNA, 1722 nt
Organism: Impatiens glandulifera
Lineage: Eukaryota; Viridiplantae; Streptophyta; Magnoliopsida; Ericales; Balsaminaceae
Product: cytochrome P450 81Q32-like
Exons: 3
Coding region: 119-1630 (503 amino acids)
Molecular function (GO): monooxygenase activity; iron ion binding; oxidoreductase activity, acting on paired donors, with incorporation or reduction of molecular oxygen
Source: RefSeq, a predicted model, not a curated record